GAGCAGGACACCCAAUAGCCGGUUGCUUUGUCUCCAGGGAGCACCGUCUCUUUGCUCCUCUUGUGAUUGUUGAUAUAUAUAUAUAUGCCUGCCAGGUUUUUGUUCCCAGCUCUGGCUCAGCCUUCUUGCAACGUGCCCAUCAUCAGGCAGUCGCUUCUAUUGUGAUCUUCUAGCCAUCGGGACCAAGACGCCGCCAUGUUGGACUCCAACAGUCUGUCGGUGCGGUUGAUCGUCACAACCCUCACGGCACUUCUUGUAGCCCGUCUGGUCCCGUCGAUCCUCUCGAUAUGGAAGCAUCGAGCUGUCCUCCGGCGGCUUCAGAAGGCUGGCCUGGUACGCAUCUGCCUUUCUCGCUCACACACACACACACACACACGUUAUCAUGAAAGCUGACUGCCCUCGUAGCCGAUGCCUCCUCACAGUGCCGUCUUCGGCCAUCUGCUCGCAGCCAAGGAGGUCACUGACGAGCUGCCGCCUGCGGCUCACAACGUGUACGUCCUCCGGCAUCUCAGCACCAAGGUCCCGAACCGCUCGGCCGACGACCUGGACGCCUACUACUUUGACCCCGCGCCCGUCAACGAUCCUCUGCUCGUCGUCCGCGACCCGUACCUCGCGCACCAGGUCACCUCGCACGCCGAGGUCGGCUCUCUGAAGCCGCCCGUGCUCGCAGACUGGUUCGCCCCCAUCACGGGCCGCGGCGGGCGCAACCUGUUCUGCAGCAACGGGGCCGAGUGGAAGCACAACACAUCCCUCUUCCAGGGCUUCUUCAACAAUGCCAACCUCGACGCCGCCGUCCCCGCCAUCAUGGACCAGUUCAGGCUGUACCGCGACGUGCUCCGCAGCAAGGCGGCGAGCACCCCAGGCGCCAUGUUCCACCUCGAGCCCAUGACGCUGCUGCUCAUGAACGACGUCAUCGGCCGCCUGCUGCUCAACAUGGACCUGGGCAACCAGAAGUCCGGCAGGACUCACCCUCUGUCUGAGGUGAUGCUGCAGCAGCUCAACCUCAAGUUCUCCCACAAGAACGGCCUCGACGCCCUGACAAACAUCAGCUUCGUCGCCCGGCUCCGGAUCUGGAACAACAGCCGCAUCCUGAACGCCCACAUCCGCCAGCAAAUCGACCGGCAGCUGGCAGAAUAUCGCCAGAAGCGGAGCAGCGGUACCUCGCUCAGCAGCGAUGGCCAGCAAGACGAGGAGGAGCCUUUCAAGUCCGUCCUGGGCCAGGCCGUCGAGAGCUUCUUCGCCCAGCACCCGGCGGGGAUCGAGGCGCAGCCGGACGCCGCGUUCCUCGAGAUGCUCUGCGCCGAGAUCAGGAUGUUCUUCUUCGCGGGCUACGACUCGACCGUGAGCGCCAUGAUCGCCUGCGUCUACACCGUCUGGCGGCACAAAGACGUCCUCGCCAAGCUGCGCGCCGAGCACGACUCCGUCUUUGGCGCCUUCACCACCACCACCACCAGCAGCGACGCCAGCAUAGACCGCAUCGCGCAGGACCCAAACAUCCUCAACCAGCUCCCCUACACCCUCGCCGUAGUCAAGGAGACCAUGCGCCUGUACCCGCCGGCCUCGGGCCUGCGCCCGGGCAGCCCGAAUCUGGUCCUCACCGGCCGCGACGGCACGAGGUACCCCACGGCCGGCGUGCUCAUCCAGCUCAACCACAUCGACAUCCAGCGCAACCCGCGCGUCUGGCCGCGCGCACAAGAGUUCCUCCCCGAGCGGUUCCUCGUGGGGCCGGGCCACGAGCUGUACCCGGAGAAGGGUGCGUUCAGGCCCUUUGAGCACGGCGUGAGGAACUGUACGGGCCAGGCGCUCGUGCUCAAAGAGCUCAAGGCGUUUCUGGUGCUGGUUGCGAGGGAGUUUGACUUUCGAAAUUGCUACGACGAGGUGUACAAGGGCGAGAAGGUCAAUUUGGAAAACGUGGACGGCGAGCUGCCGUACUUGAUAGAUCGCGGGGCGGCACAUAUGCGCGGGCACCUUCCUACCCGCAUUCGCCUCAGCGGUUACGCUUCUGGGAAGACUUCGUCAUGAUAGAAUGCAUGU
Molecule: messenger RNA, 2034 nt
Organism: Microdochium trichocladiopsis
Lineage: Eukaryota; Fungi; Ascomycota; Sordariomycetes; Xylariales; Microdochiaceae
Product: cytochrome P450
Exons: 1
Coding region: 409-2022 (537 amino acids)
Molecular function (GO): heme binding; iron ion binding; oxidoreductase activity, acting on paired donors, with incorporation or reduction of molecular oxygen
Source: RefSeq, a predicted model, not a curated record